AUGCAUUACCAAGAACCAAGUUUCAUGAACAUGCAAUCAGACAUACCCCCAACGCAACCCAUCGUGGAGCCCGACAAGAAGCGUCGCUCAGAGGUCUCACCACGCGACUCAAACGACAUACAAGAGCCAACAGAGCCAACCGAACCAACACAGUCCACAAAUCCCCCCUCGGCGCCUAGAAAAAGCAUCCCCAAGCCCAGCUCAGGCCUAAACGACUCCCCCUUCACCCCACUCUCAAUGCGAGCCCUCUACUACGCCCCCUCAGGAACCGACAUAUCCGACAGUAUCCCCGAAGGCGAGAUAACCGACUGCCUGACCCCGGACUCAACCACAAGCGUAAUCCGCAAAAAAGGAACAAACCUCGUCUUCGACACGGGCUUCCCAACACCACAGCCCACACCGCAGCAAUACCUGCUGAAAGUCUGCACAGCAGCAUUCUGCCACGACGAGAUCCGGCUCGCGGGACUGCUCAAUCCACCAAAGAAAGAACCGCAGAUCCCGCUGCACAGCAUCUGCGGCACGGUCGUUAUCACGCCCAGUGAAGACGAUGAUAAAGACGAAGGCCCGAAGUUCAAGAUCGGCGACAUCGUCUUCGGUGUCGUGAGCUAUACGCGCGAUGGCGGAGCUGCAGACUAUGUCGUCGCGACGGAGGGUGAGCUGGCGCUGAAGCCGGGGAACAUUACCGUUUCCGAGGCGGCGGCGCUGGCACUUCCGGCGUUGACGGCUUGGCAGGCGCUUUUUCGGUAUGCGGGUCUUGAUCCUGAUCUCCCUGGUGGGUUAAAUCCGGAUGAUGCGGCGUUUGGGAGUGGUGGAUUAGGGUCUGGACGGUGGGUUUGGCAGCGAAAGGGGAAGGAAGCCGUGCUGGGAAACAGGGAUUAUGGGUACGGGGCACGCAGGAGUAUGGCUAAUGGCGGCAUAAGCGGGAGAAGUAGUGGACUGCCUGCUGGUAAGGCGAGCGGAGCUACAAGCGGAAUGGGUAGCGGUCGCUGGGUUUGGGAGUGGAAUCGUGGCGGGGAUGCUCCAAAGGAUGUUACUAUCGGUGGCAAGCCCACCGGCGUUGAUAUCGAUAACAUUCCUCCUGCAGCUAGUGCGACGGAUACCAAUCUGCCUAAGCAGAGUGUGCGUCGCGAGAACCUCAAGAGUCUCGUGACUGGCAACCCGAGUGGAAAAAAGGCUGCUCCGCGGACUGCCAGUACGCUCGAUCCCAAUCCCAAGAAGACGGUCCGUCGCAAUAGUUUGAUCAACCUGGUCAAGGGUGGCAACAAUGGGGCUGGGGCCCGUCCUGUCGAACCGCUCAAUCCUGCUGCUAGCAUCAAUGCUGCCGCCGCCGCAGGCAGCAGCAGUCGACGUGAUACUUUAGCCAAGAUCGUCACUCCUGCCGUUGAACGGGCUGGCAAUAAGAUCGAGAAGGUAAUGGGUGUGAAUGGCAACGGAAACGGCAAAAACAAAUUCCCCAAGAUCCGGGUGCUGGUCACCAACGCUCGAGACAACGAUAUCGGUCGUAUCGUGGUGCAGAUUCUGCGCGCAGAGUCCCUCUUCCCUCAACCUGUGCGUCCGUGGGUGUGUGUGACCUGCACGCAGGUCGAAGCCGAGAUCCUUGAGAAAGACUGGCAGGUUGAUGAGAUCAUUAUCAUCCCGCAUCUUCCAACGCCCGAGGAGUGUGACAUUGGGAAGGUCUUCCGUGCGCGUCGCUGGCCGCCUGUUGAUAUCGUGCUUGAUUGUGCUGGGGAUGAGGUGUUCCAGGCGGCUCAUGCGGCGGGGGUUGUUAAGGAUUACGGGGCUGUGUUGACUGUUGUGGAUGGGAAGGUUGCGCAGCAGUCGCCUUUGGUUCCUGAGAAGGAUGUUUUGGGAGAGAAGAAGCGUGGUAUUAAGAGCCGGUUUGUGCCCGUCAAUCCUGAUGGGCUGGCUUUGGAGAGAGUUGCGGAGUUGGUUGAGGAGAAUCUGGUCCGGGGGAGGGAGCUGAGGAUUGUUGAUCUUGCGCGUGCGACGGAUCUUUUGGCGGCUGGUGCGGCUGGGACGGCGGGGAGUCGGCGUGGUGGGAUGGUCGUUGUUAAGGUCAAUGGAUAA
Messenger RNA from Penicillium bovifimosum, 2067 nucleotides. RefSeq lists its product as uncharacterized. The transcript has a single exon. NCBI's taxonomy places the organism in Eukaryota, Fungi, Ascomycota, Eurotiomycetes, Eurotiales, Aspergillaceae. The record is from RefSeq and is a predicted model, not a curated record. Bases 1 to 2067 code for a protein of 688 amino acids.